ACCGUCACCGAUCACUGUCGUUUGACGUCUGCGGUCUGGCACUAAAAAAGAAAACUAAUGCUUUUAAUUCCAUGUCUGUUCAACAGUUUGUAAUAUUAAAUAUAUUUAACACAAACAUGUGAUUACAGCUGAUGUUACAACAAUUGAUUUAAGUUUCUGAAACAUCUGUUUGUUUAUAAACACUAUAUAAAGAUUUCAUUAAAAAUACAACGCUACAUAACUGUGCCAUAAUGGGAAUCAUCAUAUCUAUAAUAAUGUUUAUUAUUCUGCUUUUCAUAGUCAGGGUGUCUUACGUAAUGUUCAACGUUUUCACUGGGAAAUGUGGAGUUAGUAGUAAAAAUAGGACUUUAAAAACAAUAUUCUGUAUUGGUUCUGGGGGACAUACAUCGGAAAUGAUAAGAAUAAUAUCACAUAUUGAUUUAAAGAAAUAUGAACCUCGCCUUUAUAUAUUGGCGGAUAAUGACAGCAGUAGUGAAUAUAAAGUGAAAGAAGCUGAAAAAGAAAAUGUCUUUAUGAUUCAUAGAAUACCAAGAAGUAGAAAUGUGAAACAGUCUUAUGUUUCCUCUAUUUUUACUACUAUUAAUGCAACCUUGCAUACUUUACCACUAAUAUGUCAUUUCAAACCAGAAGUUAUAUUCUGUAAUGGCCCUGGAACCUGCAUACCUGUUUGUUUAGUUGCAUUUUUGUUAAGAUGUCUUUUCAUUCUUGAUUGUCGAAUUGUUUUCAUAGAAAGUGUAUGUAGAGUGAGAACUUUAUCAUUGUCUGGGAAAAUUUUACAGUUUUUUGCUGAUGUCUUUGUAAUCCAGUGGCCUGAAUUGAGACAUGCAUGCUUUAGAGCUAAAUAUUUUGGUAGAUUAACAUAAAUCUAGGGUUAAAAUAUUGUUUUUUUUUAUAAUAUUGAAAAUAAAGUUAUAUAAAUAUUU
This is a messenger RNA of Danaus plexippus (monarch butterfly), 923 nucleotides long. It is a transcript of the gene Alg14, whose product is annotated as UDP-N-acetylglucosamine transferase subunit ALG14 homolog. The coding region runs from base 231 to 863 and encodes 210 amino acids. The record is from RefSeq and is a predicted model, not a curated record. NCBI's taxonomy places the organism in Eukaryota, Metazoa, Arthropoda, Insecta, Lepidoptera, Nymphalidae. Gene Ontology annotation, cellular component: UDP-N-acetylglucosamine transferase complex. The transcript has a single exon. Gene Ontology annotation, biological process: dolichol-linked oligosaccharide biosynthetic process.